Messenger RNA from Acipenser ruthenus (sterlet), 3971 nucleotides. Its product is annotated as protein prenyltransferase alpha subunit repeat-containing protein 1-like. Gene Ontology annotation, biological process: protein prenylation. The record is from RefSeq and is a predicted model, not a curated record. The transcript is spliced from 7 exons. Gene Ontology annotation, molecular function: protein prenyltransferase activity. NCBI's taxonomy places the organism in Eukaryota, Metazoa, Chordata, Actinopteri, Acipenseriformes, Acipenseridae. Gene Ontology annotation, cellular component: cytoplasm. The coding region runs from base 165 to 1472 and encodes 435 amino acids.
UUUGCACAGCUUUCUUUAUUCCCUUGCAGCCUACGAAAACACAAUUCGUGUAAUGAAAAUGUAAGCUCUUUCUCAGUGACAGCAGUCUUUCUCGGUGUUCUGUUCCAGGUUAACUCUCCCUGACCCGGAGCUAGUACUCUGUCUCACUCAGUCAUCAUGAUGUCAUGAGCAGCUCAGCGUUGAAAACAAUGGCAGAGUCAGAAGAGGAGGUGGACGUUUUGGUCCAGAGAGUUGUAAAAGACAUCAACAACGCGCUAAAGAAAAACCCCAACAUUGAUGAAAUUGGUUUGAUACCUUGUCCAGAAGCCCGGUACAAUCGAAGCCCCAUAGUCCUAGUGGAAAACAAACUUGGUGUGGAAAGCUGGUGCAUAAAGUUUCUGUUGCCCUAUGUUCAUAACAAACUGCUGCUGUACAGACAAAGGAAAUUAUGGCUGGGCAAAGAUGCACUGAUAGAUAUCACUUGUACGCUACUGCUGCUGAAUCCAGACUUCACCACAGCCUGGAAUGUCAGGAAAGAGCUGAUUCAGAGUGGGGCGUUAAGUCCAGAGAAAGAUCUGUAUUUGGGGAAACUUGCUCUAACCAAAUUUCCCAAAAGCCCAGAAACAUGGAUUCACAGGCGCUGGGUCUUGCAGAGUUUAAUCCAGGAAUGCUGCCCCAGUAAGGCAUGUAAGGAGCGGAGUGGAGCGGUGGCCGUGACGGCAGCGCAGACAGAAAGACUGCAGAGAAUACUGCAGGAGGAGAUGAAGGCCUGCUCUGAAGCUGCAGGGAGAUACCCAAGCAACUACAAUGCCUGGUCACAUCGUAUUUGGGUGAUACAGAAUUUGGCAAAAGACAACAAAAAGGUUUUUCUUGAUGAGUUAUCUUCUAUGAAGUACUGGGUGUCCAUGCACGUUUCAGAUCACAGUGGCUUCCAUUACCGACAGUUUCUCCUCAAAUCUCUUGUUGAAGACCCUGGCUGUGUGUUGGACAAAACUGCCUCAGCACUGCAGUCAACUUCUAAUGAACACUGUGGUAGUCUUCCAAAAGAAGAGGCUUCAGCUGAGAUCCAGAGGACAGUGGUGCCAGACCUGUUUGAUGAAGAACUGGAGCUUUGCACUGACCUUAUUGAGUCGUACCCUGGCCAUGAAACACUUUGGUGUCACAGGCGGUAUGUAUUCUUCCUUUGGCAUCACUGGAAUCAUAAGCAAGGAUCACCAUUAAACAGCAGAGAUCGGCAAUUAGACAAUUCAUCGAGUGCUACCACUGGAGGCAAGUCGGCACAGGCCAUGGACGUGGAUGGCAUGAUGGACCCCAACAAGCAGGUCUAUACCCAGGAGACCAAGCGGCUGAAACGGGGCCCUCUGCAGGGCUGCCAAGGCCUGCCAACAGAGCACAGGUUCAUUACUAAAACCCUGACAGACUGCAGGAGCACAGAACAGGCCAGGUUUGCCAAUGCAUACCAGAAAUGGCUUGACUCUGUUCUAGGUCAAUAAUGGUGAAUUGUGGGGAGAAUUAUUAAUAUAUAACGCAAGAUUCCUCUUCAUAGUGAAAACCCAUGCCAGGUUUUUCUAAAAGCAGACAAUUCUGUAGCAGUGUGCAACCUCUGGAUUCGGUUCAGUGCACAAGUACCUCAGGUUUCUCAAUUCUUGACAAACAUUUUACCACUUCUACUGAACUGUCUGUAUUUUAUCAAAUCAGGCUAGCUCAUUUUCCUCUCUUUUUUCUAUAUUUUUUUAAAUGCAUUCUCUUUUAUUUAUAUAUAAAGUCUUCCAGUAACAAACACCUCUCUUAAGCAUCCUUGUAAGAGGGUCUUAUAUGUUUUUGUAAAUCUUCACUGCUGCUUUUUAACAGCUUCUGUUAAAUCUUUGAGAUACAGACUUAGAUAUUUCAGUGUUUUGGAAACACUUUGACCCUUUUGGUUUCCAGACAUUGACUUCUGCCCAAAGUAGUUGACUUAUUGAGGUUGUGCUACUUUAGUUGUGUGCAAGAUAGAGACAGACAUUAAUAUUUUGUCUUAAUAUUUGAAACAAAACUGUAUUAAAUUUAUCGCUCAAUGAAGUUCUGUUUUUUUGUUUUCCUGUAAAAUGAACCUUUUCACUAGCACUUUUUUUUUUUUAACCUGUGCCCAUAUAUCAAUGAUGGAAAACACACGCUUUGAGGUUGUGGUACAUGGCUUUAUUCUGUUUAUCACAGAGGCCAUGGUCCAAUGAAAAUGAACAAUUUUGUGGCUGUGUUUGUUUAUCAACCAUAUCUCAGAAAGCUUCUGAAACAUCUGUUUCUAUAUAUUUAAAUAGACAAAAUGUGCCAGUGAUCUGGAAAUUGACCACUGACUUUCUGUUUUGUGACUCUCUCACAUUUUUAGCUGAAAUAUUUCUUUCGCAGCUGUAUUCUGUAGUUUUCUCCAGCAGGGUUAAUCAUGGAGAUUACUGCCUUUUACUUUUUUGGCCCAAUUUUAAAACAAAUGCACACUUUAAAAUUCCAAGAGGAAUAAAAAAAAAAAAAAUCGUGUUGAACUUGUUUCUUGCUAGUUCUAUACUGUUACAAUUGCUUUUAUAUAAUAGCAUCUAGCAGAAACUGUGGUUUAGCACUUUUCUUGUCAGUCAUUUUUUUUUUUUUUGCUCCAACUGAACUAGACCGUAUUAACUAAUGAUGUUUUGACUACCAGAUAUUGUCACUUGGUUUUAUAUGCGAGUAGAAUAUAAUUUGUUUUGCAUGAGAAACUUGAUGAGUUGUGUAAAGCAACAUGAUAUACCAAUAUACCAAUAUGUAUAUCUGUUCCCAUAUUAUUUAUUAUUCAGUGCAAAACUAUUUAAUGUUUUCCUACUGAAAGAGUUCAUUUAAUCAGGUUAAUGGAGUAGGGAUGUACAUUUCCAUAUAUUGUAAUAAUCGAAUACUCCUAAUUUUCUAAACGGUUACACUGUUAUAGUGUGUGUGUGUGUAUAUAUGUGUGUAUAUAUAUAUAUAUAUAUAUAUAUAUAUAUAUAUACACACACACACAUCAUGCCACUGGUUAAAACUAAUUCUUACAUAAUAUCAAAAUUUAUUAUUAAAUUAUUAUUAUUAUUAUUAUAUUUUUUUAUUUUUUUAUUUUUUUUUUGGACAAUCGUGGUACUAUUUGCUUCAAUAAGUAGCUCUUCAUAUUAACAGGAAGUAUAAUACAAGUACAGAAUGCAUAAAGCCCAAGUUGUGCAUCAUUCCCAAACAGCACUAAGGGCAACAUAAUAAAGUACAGAUCAUAAUGAAUCAAUAAGUUAAGUCUUUAUUGGACAACCAUAAAAUAUAAAUAAAUGUUUACAUUAAGUAACAUCACAUCAUAUUAAAUUACCAAUAUGGUAUGACACCUUUCCAAGAGAUGGGGAUAAAAAAUGGUUUAGCAGGAUGGUAAAGGUGGAGGUGAUUAUUCAGCAUUACUUUUUUAAUUUUAAUUUUAUUUGACAUAGAUAGCACUUUAAUAUUUAUAAAAGGAACAUUACCUUCUAAUUGUUCUUCAAUGUGCCUGAUCAUCAUUCUUUUUCACUACACUAUAGACAUACCUUUUGAAAAAAAGUUAAUUAAAUUGUAUUUAAUAUUCCAUAAAACAACAUAUGUAAGUGUAUUCAGUAGCCAAUAAACAAUGUGGGCGACAUUUUACAAACAUUCAAGUCUCAUUGAAUAUGUUCUGCAAACAGUCUUUCAAAAUAGCAACUCUGAUCUUUAUUUUGAAAUCAUUCUUGCAAUCCAUUUUUGAUGGAGGAUAAACAGCAUUCUCAAAGCUGAACUAACUUUGAAAUCAAAGGAGUGGAGCUAGCUAAGCCCAAUUUUACAGUCUUUAUGUAUUAUUGAAUGGCUUUUCAUUUGUGAAGGGGAAUUGCGUACUCAAGUCUUAAGUCCUUUUCUUAACUGUGUUACAUUCACACUAUUUCAUCUCCACAUUCUCAAUGUUUGUGUGCAUGUUUUUUUUGUUUUGUUUGUUUUAGUAUUUAUUAAACAUUUAACAGCAGUAUUUACUCAAA